AAGAAAUAAUAGAAUCGUGUCUCUUAAUUUUUGUUUUUGCUGAUAGCGUUUUUUUUCGGCGAACACUCAACUUAUCUAAAGUGGUGCGGCGCGUUUAAAUUGUCCGAUCACCAAGCAAGCCUUGCCACUGCUAAAAUGUUGUCUAAUGAAGCUAUUUCCAUAAUCUAUUUAGUAGCUGCGAUUUGCAGCUGCUGGAGUUUACAGGAGACGCAAGAAAAGGUUGGCGGUGGGAAAUUAACCAAAUUCACCUAUUUGGACAAAACAUAUGAGAUACAAGGACGCAAGACCAAUUGGUAUGAUGCUAAAAUAGACUGCGCUCUGAAAGGUCAAGAACUUUUAAGCGUUGAGACCUAUGGAGAGCACGCUAGUGUGCAAAAUGAAAUGAAAAAAGCUGGCUAUGGGGACGAGGGCUUUUGGACUUCUGGAUUCGCGUACGCCCUGUUUGGCUAUGCUAGCCAGGAAUUCUAUUGGGACUCGACUGGGCACAAUUUGGGACCGUACGAAACAUGGGAAUAUAACGAGAGGCCAAGCAAUUUGACGAUGGACACAUGCGUUCUCAUAAGUGACGCGUACACAGUUUACUGGGAUGUCACCAAUGAUACAGACACCUGCCAAAAUCUUAACUUGUGGUACAUUUGCGAAACCCUCACUCAGCCGACUAUACCACAAGAACUAUUUGAAGAGUCGUCAGACAGUCGAAGAUUUGAAUUUGACGGCACAUAUUAUGAAAUAUCGGAACUAAUGCUUGAUUGGUUUGGAGCAAAAUAUGACUGUCGUCGCCGAGGUAUGGAACUGCUCAGCAUUGAAUCAGCUGCCGAGAAUGAUGCAAUUUACAAUGAAAUCGCUCCAUAUGAACAGGAUUUUUGGAUAUCAGGAUGGAGAUUUAAAAACCUCUUUUAUUGGGACUCUACGGGUCACGGUGUUGGCCCAUAUGAGAAUUGGGCACCAGGCUAUCCCAUCGACUUCUCAGAAUCUAAUUGUAUUGUAAUCAAACCAAGAUACAAUUACACAUGGCAAAACUUCAAAUGUGCGGGUGGUGCGGGUGGAACCACAAUGAAACGAUAUAUCUGCGAAUAUUAAUUAGUUGUGCCUUAAAUAAAAAUAUAAGUUUUCUUUAAAAACAGAGAACAUAAUGUUAUACUAUAUUUUUUUUAAUAGAUUACAUUAUAAACUAAAAAAAAGUUUAAUCUAGAGCAAUUAAUGAAAUUAAUUAUUUUGUGUUAAUUUUUAAUGUAGCUUUUAGAAAAUAGGCAAAACAAUGUACAAAGUACAUUAGCGUUAUUAAAAUAAAAAUAGGUUAUUUACGUAAUUUGAGGCCAAUAAUUCAUAAACUGUAUGCGUCCAUUUAUAAAUAAAUAAGCAGACACGUCUAAAAUACGGUUGU
This is a messenger RNA of Neocloeon triangulifer, 1384 nucleotides long. RefSeq names its product macrophage mannose receptor 1-like. The transcript is spliced from 7 exons. Gene Ontology annotation, cellular component: external side of plasma membrane. Bases 136 to 1080 code for a protein of 314 amino acids. The record is from RefSeq and is a predicted model, not a curated record. Gene Ontology annotation, molecular function: carbohydrate binding. NCBI's taxonomy places the organism in Eukaryota, Metazoa, Arthropoda, Insecta, Ephemeroptera, Baetidae. Gene Ontology annotation, biological process: biological process involved in interspecies interaction between organisms.